Molecule: messenger RNA, 1359 nt
Organism: Sungouiella intermedia
Lineage: Eukaryota; Fungi; Ascomycota; Pichiomycetes; Serinales; Metschnikowiaceae
Source: the annotation of a GenBank genome assembly
AUGUUCCGAGAUAACGACCAGACAAGACCACAAUUUGUGUGUUCAACCCAGCCUUUAGCGCUGCUCUUGAGUCGAGAUUCAAUCUUGUGUUUCGAUGGUGAUGCCUACGGUCUUUUCUACCCAUGGAGAGGUGGACUGCGUCCUAACGUCGAGAGAGAUGAGGAUUUGAUCCAAUUCUUGGAUACCAAAGGUGCUUUUAGGCUCCCUCCCAUCGCAGAGCAACGAUAUCUUGUGAGUCUCUUUCUUGAUAACUUGUAUCCGUUUUACCCCGUGGUCAAUCGGAAUAUCAUCGACAAUCUCCAUGAUGUCCCACUCUUACUCCUCAAUGCCCUUUUCCUCACUGCGGUCAGACUUGAUAAACGGAUUUCACUGCACGAAGUACGGCCCCGGCUAGCAGAGUUUUUUCAGCGAUGUAAGUGGUUGGAAUUGAUUGAAAAUAAUAAGGUGGUGCUCAUUCAGCUGUAUCUCUUACUCUCGUUGCACGAGGAAGGUAUGGAGGGUAUGACGUCUUCCAAGCAGUACAUCUCGAGAGCCACCAAUCUCUGUGGAGAGUUAUGCAUCACCAACUUAGGAGCAGAUUCAGGUGAGAAUAUUCUCGAAGCUUCAAGCGGUUCUAGUGAUCAAAAUUAUACGAAACCGUUGCUCAGACGGAUUUUUUGGACUGCCUUAUGUCUUGACAGAAUAAUUUCAGCCACCAGUGGCCGCGAAAUGAGCAUCAACAGGAAAGAUCUUCUGGUAGACCGCAUAAUGGAGAGUGACUUCGAUGACGGUCCUCAGCAGUGUUCUGACUAUACUGUCUUUUCGCUGUGGCUUUCAAUUUGCGAGUUUGUCGAGCGAAUUCUCUGUGCGUUAUACCGUCCACCUCAGAAUCGGAGUGUUGAUCCCACAAUCACUGAAGAGGUCAAUGCAUGGCGGCCCCCAUCCGUAGUUGGUGAAUCAUAUACUGCUUGCAUUGCAUUUUUAAAAGUUGGUCACUCUUACGCACAACUUCUCGUGCUCGGGAGAGCCAUUGACUCGAUCUCUUUGAUGUUAUGUGAUGAGGAGAGUCUUCAUUCGGCAGAGAGUCUUUUGAGCCAGAUCCACAAAUGCUCCGAAGAAACAUUGCGAUUGGUGGAUCCACAAUACAUCAACCAUAACGUAAUCUUAGUUCAUGCGGUGGUACAUGUUAUUGCCCUUUUGCAACUUGAAUGCAAGAUCAGUCCCGACGCAGGUAAGCCCGAGUUUGUUGCAUACUGCAGCAGUCUCUCCAGAAACUCACUAAGAAGGUUGCAAAGUUUAAGACACUAUUGGUGGUAUGCGGGGACAGCACAAAUUUUGUGUCAAGAUUUAUUUGACUUGAAUAAGAGAGAUGCAACUUGA